AUGGGGAAAUCAGCCAAAAUAGUAAUGUUGCUGGGGAUAUUUUCCUUGAGAAUCUGCUUUGCUGCAUCUGCAUUUAUUAACAUGUCUACUGUGGAUGAGUUAUCUCUCCUGUCCAUGAAAGCUAACAUAAAUUCCGACAUCCUGGCUAGGAACUGGUCCAAGGAAACCUCGUUAUGCACUUGGACCGGCGUCAUUUGUGGCAAGAAGCAUCCACGGAGAGUGACAGCUAUCAAUCUUGCAAAUAUGGGUUUGGAGGGAACCAUCGCAAAGGAAAUCGGCAACCUCUCAUCUCUGAGAUUCGUAGACAUCAGCAACAACAGUAUCAAUGGCCAAAUCCCAAGUGAAAUUGGAUUGUUGGGGAAGCUGCAGGGUUUGAACCUUUCACAUAACUACUUGUUGGAGAUAUUCCGACAAGUUUAUUGGCGAUCUCACUGGAACUAUUCCAGCUGGGUUUGGCAACUGGUCACAACUUCAGGAGCUCUCUUUGAGUAG
Molecule: messenger RNA, 492 nt
Organism: Salvia miltiorrhiza (redroot sage)
Lineage: Eukaryota; Viridiplantae; Streptophyta; Magnoliopsida; Lamiales; Lamiaceae
Product: receptor kinase-like protein Xa21
Exons: 1
Coding region: 1-492 (163 amino acids)
Molecular function (GO): protein binding
Source: RefSeq, a predicted model, not a curated record